AUGAAUCGAAGUUUUAGGGCACAAGAGUCUCUAUUGCUGGAUUCAGCAGAGAGGCAAAGGCAACAACUUAGGGCUUCUAUGAUGGCUGAGAAAGAUGAAGAGCUCUCUUUGUUUCUCGAGAUGAGACGGAAAGAGAAAGAGCAGGAUAAUCUCCUUCUCAACAACUCUGAUGAGUUCGAAACUCCAUUAGGUUCAAAGCCUGGGACUUCACCGGUGUUUAACAUCUCAAGUGGUGCUCCAGCACGGAAGACAGGUCCUCCUGAUGAUUUCCUUAAUUCUGAAGGCGACAAAAAUGACUAUGAAUGGCUUCUGACUCCUCCAGGUACUCCUCUAUUUCCUUCACUGGAAAUGGAAUCCCAUAGGACUAAGAUGAGUCAGACUGGUGAUUCAAAGGGACGCUCAGCUACAAUGACUUCCAGGCUGGCGAAUUCCUCCUCAUCAGAGCCUGCUGCAAGGAACCAUCUAACAUCUAGACAACCAACUUCAUCUCCUGGAUUGAGCUCUUCUAGUGGAGCAACUCGAAGGCCAUCAUCAUCUGGUGGACCUGGAUCAAGACCUGCCACGCCCACUGGAAGAUCAUCAUCACUGACAACUAAUUCAAAAACAUCAAGACCUUCAACACCAACUUCACGAGCCACCGUCUCCUCAACUACAAGACCAUCAAUGACUAAUUCCAGGUCCACUGUAUCUGCAACAACCAAGCCUACGGCUUUGAGUAGGUCAACAAGUUCAUCUAGGCUCACACCUGCUGCAUCUAAACCGACUAUUACAACUGCUAGAUCUGUUGGUUCAACAACUAGAUCCACCACCAGCACCGCCACAAAAUCUGCAGCUCCGUCAAGGUCCACCACGCCUCUGUCAAGAUCUACGGCUAGAUCUUCAACACCAACUUCAAGACCCACACUUCCUCCGCCUAAGACUAUAUCGAGGUCAGCUACACCAACUCGCCGUCCAAUCAGCUCUGCAAGUGCUGCAACCACUACAGCAAAGCCAACGAUAUCCCAAGUCAAGCCUUCUUCUCCAGCGGCGAAGCCUAUGCCAACGCCAUCCAAAACUCCUGCUGUGUCACGUGGAGCUUCUCCUACAGUGAGGUCAAGGCCAUGGAAGCCAUCAGACAUGCCUGGUUUCUCUCUAGAAACACCUCCAAAUCUAAGGACAACAUUACCUGAAAGGCCACUCUCUGCAACAAGAGGCAGACCCGGAGCUCCAAGUCCUCGUUCUGGUUCAGUUGAGCCAGGUGGCCCAGCAGGAGGAAGACCGAGAAGGCAGUCAUGUUCACCAUCAAGAGGAAGAGCACCAAUGUACUCUAGUGGUAGCUCUGUACCUGCGAUUAACCGGAACUAUUCCAAAGCCAAUGACAAUGUUAGUCCUGGGAUGAUGGGAACUAAAAUGGUGGAGAGAGUUAUCAACAUGCGGAAACUGGCUCCUCCUAGACCAGAUGACAACAAGAAUUCUCCUCAUGGUAACUUGUCUGCAAAGUCUUCGUCACCAGACAGUGCAGGAUUCGGAAGAUCGCUCUCCAAGAAAUCCCUUGAUAUGGCAAUAAGGCAUAUGGAUAUACGUAGAACCAUACCAGGGAAUCUGAGGCCACUAAUGACGAACAUUCCAGCAUCAUCAAUGUACAGUGUGAGAUCUGGACAUACUCGUGGCAGGCCAAUGAAUGUUUCAGAUUCUCCACUAGCAACAAGCAGCAACGCAAGCUCAGAGAUCAGUGUCUACAACAACAAUGGCAUUUGCUUAGAGGCAAGCGAGAAGGAAGACGACGCAGGCAGCGAGCGAGGUUGCAGGUCCCCUGCAAGCUUACAAGGGAGAUGA
This is a messenger RNA of Microthlaspi erraticum, 1815 nucleotides long. Lineage: Eukaryota; Viridiplantae; Streptophyta; Magnoliopsida; Brassicales; Brassicaceae. The record is from the annotation of a GenBank genome assembly.